Molecule: messenger RNA, 5303 nt
Organism: Phyllopteryx taeniolatus (common seadragon)
Lineage: Eukaryota; Metazoa; Chordata; Actinopteri; Syngnathiformes; Syngnathidae
Gene: p2ry4
Product: pyrimidinergic receptor P2Y4
Exons: 3
Coding region: 571-1647 (358 amino acids)
Biological process (GO): G protein-coupled receptor signaling pathway; transepithelial chloride transport
Cellular component (GO): plasma membrane
Molecular function (GO): G protein-coupled UTP receptor activity; G protein-coupled purinergic nucleotide receptor activity
Source: RefSeq, a predicted model, not a curated record
GAUCAUUACGGUUUCAUGGCUCGUGGUGAGAACAAUGCACGUGAAAAAAAAUUAGCUGGCCCCCUAAGAACAUUAUACACUAGACUAAAGACGGAAAUGGUGCAGCUGGGUAAAUAUAUUACUCAACACCUUUGGGGAUCUUUCUUGGAGGUCCUUGGAAAGACGAUGAGGAAGACUGCGAGAAUCUCCCCCACAGUUCCUGCGUGAACACGCAAGCCAGCAGCCAGCCAGCCAUAACCCCUCCCCUCCCCUCCCCUCCCCUCCCGCCCAUCCCACCCACCCACAAAAUAACUUUGCAGCGUGUCUAAUACACUCCAGGCAGGCCUCAGAACAUCAGCUACUGACUUUGCACAGAAGACAAGAGACUGGGAUUUUUAAAAAAAACAUAAACCAAGCCGGCGGCACUGUGCCGAGGAGCACCCCAGGGCGCCUUUAGGAGUCCCCGCCAUCAUCCCAGGUGGAGAAUACUUCGUGCAAAGCAAGAACAACGCUGAAUUCUGCAGAGCCUCCUCUUCCUCGGAUGGUUGCCUCAUCACCUCCUGGCUCGGAUGCAGGCGACGAGAGAUCGCCAUGGAGACGGACAUCCCGACGGCGUCCAACCAGUCCGUGACAUUCACCUCCGUCUUCAACGCCAGUUGUCGCUUUGACGAGGAGUUCAAGUACGUCCUGUUGCCCGUCUCCUAUACUCUGGUGUUCUUGGUGGGUUUGACGCUCAACGCCGUCGCCCUGUGGACCUUCGUCAAGAUGCGUCCGUGGAACCCCAGCGCCGUCUUGAUGUUCCAUCUGGCCCUCUCGGACCUCCUGUACGUGCUGUCUCUGCCCACGCUCAUCUACUACUACGCCAACCGCAGCCACUGGCCCUUCGGCGUGGCGGCAUGUAAAAUUGUUCGCUUUCUUUUCUACGCCAACCUCUACUGCAGCAUCCUGUUGUUGACCUGCAUCAGCGUGUACCGUUACAUGGGCAUCUGCCACCCCAUCAAGGCGCUCACCCUGGUAAAAUCCCGCCACGCCCACCUGGUCUGCGCUGCCGUGUGGGCGGCGGUGGCCAUUUGCCUCGUGCCCAACCUGAUGUUCGUCACCACAUCGAGGCGGGACAACGACACGCUGUGCCACGACACCACUCGCCAGGAUUCUUUCGAGGAGUAUGUGGACUACAGCUCGGCGGUCAUGGUGCUUCUGUUCGGCGUGCCCUUCCUGGUCAUCGUGGUGUGCUACUGCCUGAUGGCGCGGACCUUGUGCCGACGCAGGCGGGGCUUGUCCGCCAAUCCGGCUUCACGGCAUAAAUCCAUCAAGCUCAUCGUGGUAGUACUGAUCGUGUUCGCUGUCAGCUUCGUGCCCUUCCACAUCACGCGCACCAUCUACUACACCGCCCGCGUCCUGGAUCUGGAUUGCCGCACCCUCAACAUCGUCAACUUCACAUACAAGAUCACCAGGCCGCUCGCCAGCGUCAACAGCUGUAUUGACCCCGUUUUGUACUUCCUGGCCGGUGACCACUACCGCGCCAAGCUGCUCUCCGCUCUGACUGGAAGAAGGCGGUUGACCAGGAGCCAAGCGCACACUCAGACUCCGGUCCACAGGAGCCCAACCAUCGCUCUGGUCUACAAGAGCUUGGAUGCUAAAACCAACAGUGAAGCGCAAAAGCUGUAGAGAGUGAAAUUGUCUUUUUUAGUCUUUUUUUGCACUGAUGGCUAAUUUGUGUGAUUGGCUGGUGACCAAUCCAGGCCCUAGCCUCUCCCAAAAGUCAGCUGGGAUAAGCUCCAGCUCACCUGUGGCCCUAAUGAAGAUAAGCACUAUAGUAAAUGGAUGGAUGGAAGGGCAAAAUGGCAACAUGUAUGGAGUUCAAAGUUAUUAUAGUUAUAGACCCUGUAAAAUGAGUUGAUAGAUUUGUGCAUGUGCAAAGACUGAGAGCUAUGUACUACUCAGGUGUGGAGAUAUAGUAUUAAACUGUUUUUCAUCAUGUCGGUUUUCCUAAAACAGGGCCCAUUGACGCUCCUUGACCCUGACGUGAGUUGAUAUCUAAAAAGUUGACUGCCUUUGUUCAUAUCAGUGGUUAUCCAGCGCAAUUUGCUAGCUAGCUGUGCCUACACCUUGGCUUCCCUUCGCAUAGUCUGCUGGUGUGGCUGCUUUUGCUCGCCACGUUGUUGGCCAUGAGCACACGCAUGUCACAGAGAGAAAGGCAGAAGAGUGAGGGGGAUAUAUAUAUAACGACUCGGUGGGAUAUAUUCCAGCCACCGGAGGCUUUAAGCAGAUAUAUUUUCGAGGCCCCAAAAAAUGUGUAGGCUUUAGAAAGAGGCUUGAUGAAUUAACAUACAUUUUUCCAGGGCGUUGUAGUGGUAUUUGAUUGUCAGUUGAGUGCGACGUGAUUUCACCGUGUUCAACAGGCACACCCACAGCGUUUGUGAGCGGGUUGAUUUUUCAGUUCCUUUUUUGAGAUACUUGAUAACUUUUUUAAUCAUUCAAAUUUGGCUGGGAUGUAAACAACACUCUUCUCUGUCGUGUGUCAAAUUUACAAGACAUGCUUAUUUUCACUUUACAGGGACUUCAACAAAAACUAGCAAAAAUUAUAUUUGCUAAAACAUUUCUGUUACCUGAAAUAAAAUUAAAAACGAGAGCUAAAAAACAACAACUGAAAUUACAUUGUCUGUUCACAAAACAAAUUAAGACAGAUUAUAAUUCUAGCAAAAAUGUCCUUCGUUUUCCCCUUGGUCAAUUUAUUUUAUACUUACUGCAAGCUACUUGAGUUGAUUUAAAUUUGUUUUAACUUGGCCUUGCUGUUUUUUAUGCUAUUUAAUUAUCCAUCCAUCCAUACGUACAUACAAACAUAUGUAUCCAUAUUGUUAAACUAACACCUCUCUGACAAAACACGAAUGUCUUUGGAAAGACAUACUGCAAUCUUUGCAAUGGAACUCGUGUUGCAGCUGUACCUAAUGAUGUGAACAUGUGAACUGCAUAGAGCGCUUGCCGCUUCCGCAACAUGCUCUCAAACACGCACAGCUGCCAGCUGUUUUUGCCUUUCACUUUUGACAUCUGUUCAUUUGCUCUCAAUGAGGUGGGGAGGGCAAGGGGGCGUGGGGGGGGGGGGGGGUACAUCAUAGAGUAUCUGGAACUGGCUGUGCUCCAAACCUCCUACACAGGAUUCCUUUAAUAGCUUUGGGACUUGGAAUUGGUCAGGAAAGCAGUGAUACAACAUUUGUCAGUAUUGGGUCAAUACCUCCAAUGAGAAAACCCACCUACUGUUCCCACUCCCGUCUUAUUUUGGUGCCAUUAAAGUCGAAAAUGUGUAUCGUUGUCGUGGUCUUGGGUGUGUUGUAAUUACGUGACGUGUGCAACCAAUGAACUAUAAUUACCUACCUACCUAUGGCAUUGGUAGAGGAGCUACUGCAAAUUACAAACCUUUAACGUGAGUCAAUACGAGGUAAAGAUUUGUGCACCCAGACUGGAAGUAUGUCAUGAACUCAGACAACAAAGAUGAACGAAACAACUAUACUCAUCAUUAACUACUGUAUGUAGUAUUUCUCCUGCUCAUCUUAAAAAUAAAAAAAAACACCCUUCCCUAUGAAUUAAUGAUUCCUCUCUAAAGGUGAAGAUCUAAAAGGUUUUCGCAUCCAUUGUCUGCAUUCAUUCCGUUUACACCAGCACCAGCUAAAAGGUCAUUUCCCUAACUCUUUGAAAUGCUCUCCUGCAGUAUCAGCUCAGUUGCACCUCAUGGUGGUGUGAUAUGGAAGUACAUCUGUGCCAUCAACGUUUGAAUUUCGAAGAUGUUUUUAAUGGCAAGAAAAAGAAAAAAAGAGAUCAUGUGCUAUUUUUAUGCCGUCUGAAUGAAAAAUUCAUGUGGCGCUGGUAUUUUUGUGCCCUCAGAGUUUGAAUUUGAAUUGAAGACAUUCCAUUUAUAUUGACCUCAGAAUCUUUUAAUAGUACAAAAAAAAAGAGUCAAGUUUUGGACAUUUCAUGCUUUACGAAAAUUCUAUGUUACAAAUUGAAAGACAAACUUAAGAUGGCACUGAUAUUCUUCCAUAAUAUGGAACUGCGCGCCAUAAUAUGGAAGUAUAUCAGUGUAUCAUUUGGUUGUAAGUCAGUAGUCCAUACUUUUUAUGUGUUUGUAAUAUUGUACUCACUCUUAUGCAGCCAAAUAAGUUACGAGUAGAAACAUGCAGAGGAGUAGUGGAGCACUGUACCACUAUAACCACAAUUUUUAUUUAUUUUAAUUAGUAACAAACAUUAUCAAUCCCAAGUGAGACAUUAUUAUCUUUGAGUGUGUGAAAUUGACAGAAUUGCUCACAAUAACGUGACCCAGAAUGUGUAAUUACACAUUAUUACACUGUCACAAAGUUCAUUUUGACUUGAGUGUAAUUGCACAUUAAUAUUUCAUUACAGCGUGUUUUCACAUUAUGAGAUGUAGUUAUUGGUUAUAUCCUGCCUGUAACUGAACAAUGUACUGCAAAUGUAAUAAAAGGACGUUAUUGGUCAGUUGAUGUUGCAGGGAACAAUCACAACACUCCUAAAGUUCUACAUGUUCGGCAAUUGAUUAAUGCUACCUAGAGGGGUUAAAUUAUUUGUCUUGAAUUAACAUUUCCUUUAAAGGCUCCUUUUUGGGAUUCACGUUGGUCCCAAUUAUUUUUAUUUUUUAUUAUUGUAAUUCUGAAUGAAUGAAUUAUUUGUUGCUAGGAUAAUCCAAGAUGCAGUUGUUAUUAAAAAAAAUGUUUUAUUAUACCACAUCUAAUACUUUGUCCGAAUGUAUUAUUACACUGUCAUAUUUAAUUAUCGACAGCAUAUAACUAAUAAGUAUAUUUUCAUAAAGCACUGACACACUAAUGAAACUCAAAGGCUUUUAAUGAUUUUGGACUAUAGAUCUGUAAUUACACAUCUAUAAUUCGUUACAGUGUGUGCGCAUGAUGAGAUGUAUUUAUUGGCUGUGUGCUGCCUUUAAUUAAAUAUUACAAACAUUAAAAUGCUUUUUGGGUCAUUUGCUCUACAUUGCAGGGACCAAUCACAGCUGUCCUAAAAUUCUCAUGAACUGAUUAAUACUAAAUAAAUAAAGAUAAAUGCUCUUUAAUUAGGGUUUUCCUUCCAGGCCGUUUAGAUUCACAUUGGUCUCUUUUAUUCGUAUUUUUGUUAUUAUUAUUAUUAUUCUGCAGCCAGCAAAGCGAAAAGGAUGUGUGUGAUAUUCUCAGAUUUCUGUACUCAAGGACAUGAAGAACUAUUAUCAUCCAAAACUUGAUUCGUGACAUUUACAGGAGAAAAAAAAACAUGUUUCGUUUUUGUAUCCUUGCACAAGUAUGAGAAAAUAAAUUGGCUGUCGGGAA